GAUUGGAUUAAGCGUUUCAUGAGUUGUGUGACUACUAUAAGCACAGUUUGGAUCCAAUACAACCAAAAGAAAGCCAAAAUGGUGAAUCCUUCUCCUGGAAUUGCUAUUCUCGGAGCUGGGAUCUUCGUCAAAACGCAAUACAUUCCACGUUUGGCUGAGAUCUCCGAUCUCGUCGUCCUGAAAGCGAUUUGGAGCCGUACUGAGGAAUCUGCAAAAGGAGCUGUGGAGAUAGCAAGAAAGCAUUUUCCUGAUGUGAAGUGCAAAUGGGGAGAUGAGGGUCUAAAUGAGAUCAUGGAAGAUAGUUCAAUAGUUGGUGUUGCUGUAGUUGUAGCUGCAGAAACCAUGGUUGAAAUGUCACUGAAGAUGCUCAAGGCAGGAAAGCACGUCCUUCAAGAGAAGCCAGCUGCUGCGUCGAUCAGUGAGAUAGAAGCUGCAAUGUUAAGCUAUAGAAUUAUUUCAGCUGAUACCCCAUGCCGUCCUAUCUGGGCUGUGGCUGAAAAUUAUCGUUUUGAGCCAGCUUUUGUUGAGUUGAAGAAACUGAUAGCAGAAAUUGGGGAUAUGAUGAACGUCCAACUAAUUAUUGAGGGAUCAAUGAACAGUUCUAAUCCUUAUUUCUCAAGCUCCUGGAGGCGAAAUCUGAGUGGUGGUUUCAUCUUGGAUAUGGGUGUGCAUUACAUUGCAGGGUUAAGAAUGCUUGUUGGAUGUGAGGUAGCAUCAGUCUCAGCCUCCACUUCUCAUGUGGAUAAAACUUUACCUGGACCAGACAAUAUAACAUCAAACUUUCAGCUCGAGAAUGGAUGCUCUGGGGUUUUUGUUAUGGUUGUGUCUUCAAGGUCUCCAAAGAUAUUAUGGAGAGUCGUAGGACUAAAGGGCACUGUUCAACUAGAGCGUGGAGUCGAAGGUGGCCGACAUGGUUACAUGACCACGAUUUAUGGAGAAGGAGGGACAACAAGGACCAUCUUUUACCCGUUCAGCGGAGUGACUGAAGAACUAAAAGCGUUCUUCAAUGAUAUAUCAGAUACUUCAAAGAAGGAGCAAGAGCCUCGUCUAUCAUACGUCGAAGGUGCCCGUGACGUUGCGGUUCUUGAAGCAAUGCUCGAGUCUGGUGCAAAAAAUGGAGCCGUAGUCCCUGUCCCCAAAUUCUAGCUUUGAACCUUUAAUAAGUACGAUUUAGACACCAAGAGACUGCUAAAGCUUUGUUGGAAUAAAAAUUGUUACCUUUCUACAUAAAUAUGCAAACUCAAUAAUAUAUAUUUUGUAACCAA
This is a messenger RNA of Capsella rubella, 1265 nucleotides long. RefSeq lists its product as uncharacterized. Lineage: Eukaryota; Viridiplantae; Streptophyta; Magnoliopsida; Brassicales; Brassicaceae. Gene Ontology annotation, molecular function: oxidoreductase activity; nucleotide binding. Gene Ontology annotation, cellular component: cytoplasm. The record is from RefSeq and is a predicted model, not a curated record. Bases 19 to 1146 code for a protein of 375 amino acids. Gene Ontology annotation, biological process: NADPH regeneration. The transcript is spliced from 12 exons.